Colletotrichum higginsianum IMI 349063 is the source of this 1641-nucleotide messenger RNA. RefSeq names its product MOSC domain-containing protein. NCBI's taxonomy places the organism in Eukaryota, Fungi, Ascomycota, Sordariomycetes, Glomerellales, Glomerellaceae. Gene Ontology annotation, molecular function: pyridoxal phosphate binding; molybdenum ion binding; oxidoreductase activity. The record is from RefSeq and is a predicted model, not a curated record. The transcript is spliced from 2 exons. The coding region runs from base 1 to 1641 and encodes 546 amino acids.
AUGAGCUCUACACAAGAGGUCGACCUAUGGUCGCCAUUUACCAGCGACAUUCUGUUGGAGGUCCGGACUGGCGUGAUGACAAAAAUGCCAGGGCUCGAAGUCACAUCAGGAAUAGACAAGAGCUUGAGGGAAGGGCCAGUUCACGUGGCUUCACUGGGCCUUGAGCUGGACGAGCAUGACCCAACAUUCCAUGGAGGCCCCGACAAAGCCAUUCACAGCUAUUGCUCGUCACAUUAUCCUGGUUGGAGAAAGGAGUACCCCAUGGCAGCAGAUCGCUUCAAACCGGGCGCUUUUGGUGAGAACUUUGUCACCAAGCACAUGAAUGAGCGGAAUGUCUGCAUCGGCGAUAUCAUCCAUGUUGGCGACGAGGUUGUACUGCAAGUCAGCCUGCCACGCCAACCGUGCUACAAGCUUAACCACCGAUUCCAGCUGAAGAACUUUGCCCCGAAAACUUUCGAGACCAGCAGGACUGGUUGGUAUUAUCGAGUCCUUCAGGGAGGCAAGGUCAAGGCUGGCGAUAAGAUUAGGCUCAUUGAGCGGAAGUGGCCCAAGUGGACCAUUGAGAGAAUUCAGGAAUACCUGCACAGAAACCAGAAUGACUUGGCCAUGAACGAGGAAUUAGCGACGAUCGAAGAGUUGGGGAAAGAGUGUCGCGGUGCCUUUCAGAGACGAGUAGCCAAGGCCCAGGCCCAGGAGAAGAGAGUAAAGGGCGACGUAUGGCGCGAUUUCAAGAUCGUCAAAAAGACGACGCAAACGCCGCGAAUUUCCUCGUUCGUUCUCGAAGCCGUCAGCAUGAGGGAGGACCCGGGGGAUCUAAACCCAGGCGCCCACGCAAAGCUUAAGCUUCCCAAUGGCCUACUGCGGUCUUACUCAAUUGUCUCGGGAGAUCGCAACAAAUUCGAACUCGGAAUUGCCCUGAAUGACAGCAGUCGGGGAGGUUCCCGCUACCUCCACGAGUCCAUGGCUGUCGGAGACGUCCUCCGUGUUGGGAGAAUCACCACCGACGUGAAGAUGUCCAGCGCGUCGAGCAACCACGUCUUCAUAGUGGGCGGCAUCGGCGUUACCGCCUUCCUUGCUCUCGCUGAGGGCUAUCACGAGAUUCACUACAACUUCGAGAUGCACUACGCGGUGCGCUCUGCUAACGACAUACCUUUCCAAUCGCGUUUGGAAGUCUUUGGCCGCAGUGUGCGGCUGUAUGACGGGUCUAAAGGAGAGAGGAUGGACGUUGACGACAUCAUGCGGACGCUUAAGUGGAACAGCCAUGUCUACGUCUGUGGACCUACGCGAUUAAUGGAGGCAGUGAGGAAAGCGGCAGAGCAGUGUGCUCUCGAUGAAAACGACGUGCACUAUGAAGCAUUCGCCGCAGACACGUCGGGAGACCCGUUCGAGGUGGAGGUCGUGAACCGCGAUGGCAAGAUCUUGAAGGUGGGAGAGGAAGAAACGCUGUUGGAGGUGCUCAAGCGAGAGGUCGGAGGAGAUGUUGCGAGUAGCUGUGAGGUCGGCAAUUGUGGGACAUGCAAGGUCGGACUGAAAGCAGGCCGGGUUGAUCACAGAGGCACGGCGUUGACGUCUACGGACAAGGUUGAGUCGAUGCUGAGCUGCGUGAGCCGUGGAAUUGGAAGAAUCUCCAUUGAAAUAUGA